Messenger RNA from Saimiri boliviensis boliviensis (Bolivian squirrel monkey), 4455 nucleotides. It is a transcript of the gene RGS7BP, whose product is annotated as regulator of G protein signaling 7 binding protein. The record is from RefSeq and is a predicted model, not a curated record. Lineage: Eukaryota; Metazoa; Chordata; Mammalia; Primates; Cebidae.
AGUCCCGCCACAGAUUCGUCUGGGAUCUUCAAACAGACGAGCCCUUAGAGACGAGGGAUCAAGGCAGCCGAUUAGAGCCAAUUGCUUGCUUUGGGGACGGCCAGUCCUUCCAGGCCUGGCGACAGUGGAGGGAGGGGAAAGACGAACCGAGCGCCGCUGCGGGAAGACACUGAAGCAAGAGCGACACCCCUUUCCGCCCCCCACCUUGCAGCGCAGGCUUUGAAAGCUGCUCCCCCACCUGAAUGGAAACUCAGAACCGCCGGGCGGCGCGUUCCUUCUCGCCCAGCCUUGAGAUCCAUGCCGAGAGGAAGGCAGAGCGAGCCCGCGCCAGCGCCCAGCUCCCGGGACAGGGUCGGCAAUGCUGCUGAGCAGAACUUGAUCGCGCCCCUUCCUCGCUGCUAGUGGAAGCGAUGCUGCAAGGCACAGCCAGCGCUUCCCCGGCUCUCCUUCAAGCUGAAGGUUACCGACCCGCGCAGCCAGCCCCAGCACUGUGAGCUGCGCGCCUCAGGUCCGGGCUCCGGGUGCUUGGCGGCGGCGCGCAGGGCAACGACCGGGCCGCCCGCGCCGGGGCGCACUGCACCAGCGGCUUCGGCUUGGUGGAUGUGUAUGCAUGAGUUCUGCACCGAAUGGGCGCAAAAAGCGCCCCAGCCGGUCCACCCGCUCCUCGAUCUUCCAGAUCAGCAAGCCCCCGCUGCAGAGCGGAGACUGGGAGCGCAGGGGCAGCGGCUCCGAGAGCGCCCACAAAACCCAACGAGCCCUGGACGACUGCAAGAUGCUUGUCCAAGAGUUCAACACACAAGUGGCCCUGUACCGAGAGUUCGUCAUUUCUAUUGGGGAUGUCUCGGUCAGCUGCCCCUCACUCCGGGCGGAAAUGCACAAGACGAGAACCAAAGGCUGUGAAAUGGCCCGUCAGGCACACCAGAAACUGGCUGCCAUCUCAGGCCCAGAAGAUGGUGAGAUUCAUCCAGAAAUCUGUCGGCUUUACAUCCAGCUGCAGUGCUGCUUAGAAAUGUAUACCACAGAGAUGCUAAAAUCCAUAUGUCUGCUGGGGUCUCUUCAGUUUCAUCGAAAAGGAAAGGAACCUGGUGGGGGAACCAAGAGUUUGGAUUGCAAAAUUGAGGAGAGUGCUGAAACACCUGCCCUAGAAGACUCCUCAUCAUCCCCCGUAGAUAGUCAGCAACAUUCCUGGCAGGUUUCCACAGACAUUGAGAACACUGAAAGAGACAUGCGAGAAAUGAAAAACCUUUUAAGCAAACUCAGGGAAACUAUGCCUUUACCACUGAAAAAUCAAGAUGACAGCAGCCUUCUGAAUCUAACUCCGUACCCCCUGGUGAGAAGACGGAAGAGAAGGUUCUUUGGGCUGUGUUGUCUCGUCUCAAGCUAGGUGGCUCCUCCUGGAAACCCACUGAGAACAUCUGAAAAAAAUCACAAAACCCAAGGACCUCCAGACAGCUGAACCACACAGUUACUGGUUUUUGACUAUGUUUUCUAUGCUUCCUUAUUACUUUUAUCCGCCUCCCCCUGCCCUUUUAAAUGAUUUUACACUUGAAAGCAGCUGCCGUCAAGGAAAAAAAAGAACAGAUUCAAAAAGCAGGCUGUUUUUAAAAGGAAAUUUUAAAGCUGACAUUGUGCAUGUCUGCUCCAAACCAUGCCAUGACAGAUGCAAGAUUUAUGAUUUUUAAAUUAUUUAAAGUUUUUUUAAAUGUAUUAUACAGAGGAAAAAUAUUUCACAUAUAAUAGUAUAUCUAUAGCUCUUGCUGAUCUCGUGUUAAAAUUUAUCACAUAUAAAAGAAGUCUUUAAACAUAGAAAUCUAUUUAAAACUGAAAAACUGUGUUCAGAAAACCAAUCUAUCAAUAUCAUUAGAAAUAAUAUUAUAAGCAAACAUAUACCACCUCACCUAUUGCUUUCUCUGCACUCAUUUACAUUUAGUCUUCCAUUCUGUCAGAAUCUAAGAGCUUCAACAUGAAAGUAUCUUAAUUUAUAAUGCAACAAAAACCACAUACAAAAAGUACUUAAAUUUUGUAAAUACACAAUAAUCCUAAUAUCUUCGUACAAAUGCAUAUGGGCAACUAAUUUCUUUUUGAUCCAAUGGUGUCUUUUUCAGCUUCUUGGAGAAUGAAGUAAUCCAGUUAGGAAAUGGUGUAGUAACAUAUACAAUUACCCUCAAAUGUAAAAUCAAAUAUUAUUACAUUUUGUUCUAAUUGAAAUCUGAAGCAUGGUGUCUGCACAUCAGCAUAGUGUUAAAUCUUAUAGGGCAUGCUGGAAUUAGCUCAGAUCGUAACAGUAUUUAACAUUUUACAUUGUUAAUAAAGUUUUUUAGUUAAGCUAAGCUUGUCUCAUUUUAGAUGACUAUGCAGAUAAGACUUUUCCAAUGUGUACUUGGUGUCUUGUCUUACACUUAGAUUCUUGAAAGCAGGACACAUUAAGCAAUACUACAUUUUAGAAAGGAGGAAGCCACAUGCUUUGUUUUUCUGCUCACAGCUUUGUUGUGAUCUUUCUUCACUAAACUUGUAACAUGGUACAAAUUUUGUUAUACUUUCCCCUGUUCUUCCUUUGGCCCAUUUCUCAGACAAAAUUUCCCUUGGGUUAAGAGAUCAAGUCUUUGCACUUCUUUUCUUGUUUUCCAUGGUCUGAAAAAGCUUCAAGUCAGACAGGAGGCACCAGGGUCUAGUACAAUAGAAGGAUGAGCUAGAUGCCUAUAAGUGGUUUAUCUAAGACACAUCUUUAAUCCCAACCCUAUAUUUUUCUCAGUACUUAUAUGCACAGGCAUUUAUAUGUAUACCAAUAUUUUGACCUAAAAACUAAAUAUAUUAAGGCCUUUAGCUUUAGUGAAGAUGAAGAAAGGUAUGGGUGAACACUACUGUAGUAAUUAUUGUAUUAGGUUGAAUUAUAUGAAAUUUCCUAUAUUUGACUGUUUUGACCUACCAAAUGGCAAUUUCAUAUAGCUCAUCCUGAUAUCUGAUGUGAAAAUUAUACUUUGAAUUUUCUUCUAGCUCUUAAAUAUUGAAAGCGAAGGAAUUAAAGGGUUGGAAGAGAAUGUUACACAGGUCUCUAUUUAGAUCAUACCGGCUGGUUUUUGGCCUUAUUCUUUGAAUCUAGAGUUGUGUUCUAAUGCACCAGUAACUAAUGCAUGGUUAUAGGCAUACCUGGCUUCAAAAAAUGAAGUAGCCAUGGAAAGCUAUAUGAGAAAAAUCCCAAUUUUAUGAAUCAAGUAUUUGUAAAAACUAUUUGGCUAUUUAAAGACUCAGGGUGAAUACUCCAUGGCAAAACAAGCAACCCAGAACUACCUGGUCUGAAAACCUUGAUUUAAGCUUAAUAUCCUUUUCUGAGUCUAAUUCAUUUUCAUCCCCUAAGGUUAUUUCAUUUCAGAUCCCUUGUUUUUGAAAGUUUGAUGCAGCCCAGUUUGGCAGCUCUCAGCACCUGCCUCGGCCCUCUCCCAUACUUCUGUGAACUCUAGCUUCAAUCUAGUUCCUACUAAUCCAUGCAGAGUUAUUAACUGAUAAGCCCAAUCUUGCUGUUCAGCACAUUUCUCUAAAUGCCUGACCUAAAUAACUUCCGCUUGGUUAACUUGUGUUCAUUCUCACCUUAGUCUCGGUGUGAAAGUAACACUUACCUUCUGUGCAAUUGUCCUUUGUACAACUGAAGACUGUUAAUAAAUUCAGGUUUCACCUCCAUAUCUGAAAAGGCUGUAGUAGCUAUUCAUGGAGAUAGGAAUUUGUCUAAUUACCUAGCCAGACUUUGCAUAUUUAAGGUAAUAUAUUCAGCUACCGUAUCUUUUAUUCAUAGUGCCUGUUUUCCAGCCUUUGAUCAGUUUUGUAGUUGCUGCAGAUAAACUCCAAGAUUUAUAGAUCCUCUUUCAGUAGCAUAUCCUAAAAUUAAGUUUAGUGUUCAAAAUCCUGAUAACCUAUGCUGGCCCAUGGUUACAUAGUAGGUAAUUUACCGUCACCCCUUAGAUAAGCCAAUGCAUCCCUUAGGAACUGCCCCACUCUCCUCUCACCUACCAAAGGAUUUUCUCAGGUGUGGUUCCAAGCGAUACAGUUCUACUGUCUCUGCUUCCUGCUGGUAAUUCACUUUCAGAUUAGCAAUAACACUGAGCUGAUCUCUAGGGGUAGGAAGAGAACACUGAACUCAUUUUGUCACAUGUGCCACAUGCUUGAAACAGAAAACGAUGUAAACUUCUGUGGCAUAUAUUCACCCAUUUUCCCACUAUAUCUUUAAUAUCCUGUGUUGAUUUUUUUUUUCAGAUUACAAAGACAAUACAUGUUCUUUGUGGGAAAUCUGAAAAAUACUGCCAAAUAGAAAGAAAGUAAAAAUCACCUGAAUUCCACCAUAACCACAUUGUUUAAAACCACAUUUCUGGGCUUUAAAUCACUCAGGGGCGGGGCCCAAAGGCACUUUUGUGUAAGAUAAGUAAAGAAAUGCCCACAAGGCCAAGAUGUCACUUAAAAAAAAAA